AUGCCGGCUCAAGAAUUUAAAGGAAAGAUCUUGUUCUUACACGGCUAUACACAGAGCUCAGCACUCUUUUAUGCUAAGACAUCUGCCUUACGCAAGAAGCUUAUCAAGCUCAACUACUUGCCAAUAUACUUGAAUGCUCCAGUUGUAUUAACUCCAGCACAACUACCUAACGGAGAAGAUUUGGCACAGUUUAACUCUUCCUUGGCACUUGAUAGCGAUGAUAGCAACCGUGCAUGGUGGACCAAGAAGGAUACCACCAACGAUAAUAUUGAGCUUGAAGACUCAUUGGAUGCCAUUAAGAACUAUGUACAGAAGGGAGAGAUCAUUCCCGAUUCAGAUAUGAAGGACCAAGCAGCUCAUAGUGAAAACUAUAAAGAUUUGCCUAUUAUUGGACUUAUUGGGUUCAGUCAAGGUGCUGCCUUAGGGAGUUUGAUAGCAUAUAGAUUCCAUGAAAUCUUUGAAACCAGUGAUAAGCUUAAGUUUGCCAUUUUUUAUAGUGGGUUUAAGUUGAAUACUGGUAAAGGAUCUGGGAAUGAGCAUUACGAUAAAUACUACAAAAAGGAUAAAGAUCAUGAUAUCAAGUUUUUGCAUGUCAUUGGUGAGUUAGAUACAGUGGUGGAAGAAGAUAGAGGCAUGUCUAUGUACAAACAUAGCAGUGAUCAUUCUGAUUUGCUUAAACAUCCAGGUGGCCAUUUUGUACCCAACUCCCGUCUUUAUAUUGACCAAGUCACUAAUUGGUUACAAGCUACGAUGGAGCCUAAAAAGGAAGAUAUCAAAAAGGAAGAUGAGGAUGAUUUCGAUGCAUUAAUGGACAUGAUGGAUAACCUUGGGAAGGCAUGA
Molecule: messenger RNA, 840 nt
Organism: Lizanozyma spartinae
Lineage: Eukaryota; Fungi; Ascomycota; Pichiomycetes; Serinales; Debaryomycetaceae
Product: putative serine hydrolase
Exons: 1
Coding region: 1-840 (279 amino acids)
Cellular component (GO): nucleus; cytoplasm
Source: RefSeq, a predicted model, not a curated record